AUGGCAGACGCAGGCAACAGCAAAGCGCGGGAGGUGAAGGUGGUGCUGCUGGGCGACACGGGCGUGGGCAAGUCGUCGCUCGUGCUGCGCUUCGUGACGAACAACUUCCGCCCGUACUCCGAGUCCACCAUUGGCGCCUCCUUCAUGUCCAAGAUGAUUGUGGUGAACGACGCGCCGAUCAAGUACCAGAUUUGGGAUACGGCGGGGCAGGAAAAGUAUCAUAGCUUGGCACCGAUGUACUACCGAGGCGCUGCAGCUGCUAUUGUUGUGUAUGAUAUCACGAGAAAGCAAUCACUGACGACAUUGAAGAACUGGGUGAAAGAGCUGAAGCAGUUGGGUCCAGACAAUAUCGUGAUUGCUAUUGCUGGAAACAAGAGCGACUUGGAGGAGAAACGCGAGGUGCCGGCGUCUCAAGCUCGCGCGUACGCUGAGGAGAUUGGCGCGUUGUUUAUUGAGACGAGUGCCAAGGAGGACACGAACGUGUCAGAUUUGUUCAUCCAGAUCAGCCAGGCGCUGCCCACGGCUUCAACGGAGAGCAACGCACUCCCAGAGAUUGUGGACCCUUACGGAGGCGGCAAGAAGAAGUCUGGAGGCUGUUGCUAA
Messenger RNA from Peronospora matthiolae, 603 nucleotides. The record is from the annotation of a GenBank genome assembly. Lineage: Eukaryota; Oomycota; Peronosporomycetes; Peronosporales; Peronosporaceae.